This is a messenger RNA of Danio rerio (zebrafish), 1871 nucleotides long. Lineage: Eukaryota; Metazoa; Chordata; Actinopteri; Cypriniformes; Danionidae. The record is from RefSeq and is a predicted model, not a curated record.
CGCAGUCAAUCAUCCCACAAUGAAGUUCAGUCAAAUAUUCUUUACUCCUCAUUUUGAUGCUGGUUUUCAUUGCAACAGAUAAAACAAUCCACAUAAUUGCACAUAAUUGCUCGCUGAGAGAUGCUACCAUGUGAUUUGUUAAUUAUACAUCUGCUUUGACAGCUGGCAUUUAUUGGCAGCUAUUGUCUUGACAGCAAGUUUUCAACCACAUAUUCACAUACUGAUGCACAUCUUACAAACAAAGUUAAUAUUCGGGGGGAAAGUAUUAAUAGCAGUUUUAUCUAUCAUUCGCAAUAAAAACACGGGGAUGUGCCUUAAGUUCAAAGUAGGCAUAGAAAUGUUUGACAUAAUCGUCUGGAAGCGAAUGAAACACCCCGCCUGAUCGUAAGCUGAUAUGUAAAUCCAGAUGUUCUCUCCCUCCCUGAUGUCAAGCCGGUCGGGUAACACCUCCAAAUAUUUUAGCCCAUUUUGUGUCCUCUUCAAACAUGCUCUUGAGAAACCUCUUGUUUUUGUUACGACAAACUGUUAGACUACAUUUAAUUUAAUAGCUUAACGUUUACUUUAUUGAUGCAAGGUUUAUUGUAUUUAUUUAUUUAUUUUGUACACGCGAGGUCAUGGCAAUAGGAAUCUUAUCCGCAAGAUGCUGUUUAACUCCGGAUCCAGCUUCAAUGCAUCACAUUAAAAGAGGAUUUAUUCUGCUAGUCGUGCUGACCUUAUCUUUGCUUGUUGUUGCUUACAUCUAUCAUAGUCCUUACAACCAUUUUAAUGUGGUUAAUUUAAUUAAGUCCUGCAAAACUGAAAGUUUGGCUGUCUCCAAAGAUUUCUGGAACAAAAUGCACUCAACUACAUCCAUUAGCACCAACCCUGUUCCACAGCAUCAGUAUGUGGCUCACCCAAGCAACUAUCACUUCAUUAUAGACGAACACGAGAAAUGCAAGCAGAUAAAUCCAUUCGUGGUCUUCAUGGUUCCGGUUGCUCUGUAUCAGAGAGAAGCUCGAAACGCCAUCCGGAGCACAUGGGGGAAUGAAACCACAGUCCAGGGGAAAACAGUGUUGACUCUCUUUGUGGUGGGUUUGACUGUAGGAGCAGACUCUGAAAAAGCUCAACAGCAGCUGGAGGAAGAAAGUCGACAACACAGAGACUUAAUCCAGAGCAACUUUGUGGACUCCUACUUCAACCUGACCAUAAAGACCAUGGUGACGAUGGACUGGCUGGCCACUCGAUGCCCUCAAGCGACGUUCAGUAUGAAGGUCGAUUCUGACAUGUAUAUAAACCUUGAGAACCUAAUGACCCUGUUACUGAGACCCGAAUUACCCAGGCAGAACUACAUCACAGGUUUUUUGAUGUGGGACCGGCCUGUUAUUAGAAACAAAAAAUCUAGAUAUUACGUCUCAGAGGAGCUGUAUCCCGAUACGAAAUAUCCUACAUACGUGCUAGGAGUAGCGUAUGUUUUCUCAAAUGAUCUUCCUAAAAAACUAGUUGAGGCUUCGAAGGACGUGGCGCCAUUUAACAUUGAAGAUGCAUAUAUUGGUGCUUGUCUGAAGCAGAUCGGAGUUAAACCUUCACGAUCUCCUGAUCCUUCUCAGUUUCGGACAUAUAUGAAGGAUCCCAAACACCACGACCUUUCCAAGGUCAUCACAACAAUCGCAAGGUCACCAAAGCAGAUAGUAGAGUUCUGGAAAAGUGUGAAGAGACAGACAUGAACAAAUGUUUGAUUUUGAACAUGAUAUCUUUUACUGUUUAUGUUUUUUUUGUUUUUGCAUAACUUUUAUGAUGCUAAGGCUGCUCAAAAAUGUGUCCCUGGACCACAACAUUAGAUUUAUUUUGGAUAGAAAAAUUUUUUAGGGGCAGCAUGGUGGUGCAGUAAUUCA